Messenger RNA from Mycena citricolor, 1816 nucleotides. NCBI's taxonomy places the organism in Eukaryota, Fungi, Basidiomycota, Agaricomycetes, Agaricales, Mycenaceae. The record is from the annotation of a GenBank genome assembly.
AUGUCCGCUGCGACACCGACAAUCGAUUCAACGCUGUCAAUCCCUCGCCGAGCGACGCGCCGCCAUCAACGCAUCUAUCGCAUGGUACUACUCCCAAAUCACAGACCUGAAGUCCCCACUGAAUCCGGUCAACAGGUUGCACGAUGAAGUCCUGACGAGGAUCUUCCACGAGGUGGCGUUCAUGGACGGACAACCCGCGCGCCUCCCGUGGGUCCAGGCGAUGCACGUGUGUCGGCGGUGGCACCGGCUGUUGCUCGCCGACCAAAUCCUGUGGGGCCACAUCCGACUCCAAGUGAGCUCAUACAGGCCGCGUCGCGAUCGGCUGCAGAACCAGCUGCGGCUCUCGGGUGGAGCGCCGUUGUUUCUCCAGGUCGAGUCAUUCUACGAGGGGCGGCUGACCUGGGUGCGCGAGUUGCUCCCGGGGCAUGCGGGGAGGUUACGGGAACUGGUGUUCAAGGCGCCCCUGUUACAUUCAUUGGAGGUUAUCGAGGCGCUCGGGGCGCAUGCGCUACCGCUGAUGCGCAGGUUGCAUGUGGACGCAAUGCAAUCCGGCGUCGACGAGGAUGCCACAAAGGCGAUGAUACCCAUGACGUUCUUCGAUGGGCGAGCGCCUGCGCUUACUGAUCUCGAUUUGCGCAAAAUGGACGUCGACUGGUCGUUUCUCCACGGGCUCACUCGUCUCCACCUCUCCGAUCUCACAGACCAACCUUUCUGCGCGCUGCUGUCGGUGCUGGUCGCUUGCCCAGCCAUGGUCACUCUGCACCUCGAUGUCCAUUUUGUGCACGUCGCUGAAGAUCUGUCCGUCGUCCAUCUCCCUCGUCUCGAGUAUAUGUGGUUGCGAGAGCACGCGUCGACUUGCGCGCGAGUCCUGCAGAGCAUCGCCAUUCCGCCCACUGCUCGUCUCCAGCUCCUCUCCGGCGGAAUAUUAGGCGGAGCUGACUUCCCGGAACUGCUCAUGGAGAUUCGCCGUCACACUCGCAGCUCUUCCGCGCCCCAGCUGCGGACACUGAGCCUGCAAUCUAUGGGGGAUCCGCGCCAGUAUCUCAUGAUCACGCUCUACACACAACUAGAGCUCCCCGAGAUAUUCCAGAACGACCACUGCCAGCUCUCGAUCAACUCCCACCCACCCAACGAACUGGCGGCGUGUCAGAUCGUCAACCGUCUGUUGAGUGCGGUCCCCGCCGAGAACAUUGUGCUGCUCGAUGCGCGGAUGGCCGCGACCAUCCAGCCCAGGACGUGGGUCACCGUCCUGGGCCAGCUGCCCAAUCUGGAGUCCAUCGCGUCCUUUGCCGAUGCCGCGGCGGCCCACCUCUGCGGCGCAAUCCGGCUGCUCGCCGCGCGCACUAUCAGUCGCGUCCCCAGCACCUUGCGCCGCCUGCAGAUCACGGUGCGGCGCAACUCGGAGAGGGAGCGGCUGGAUGGCGAGAUACGCGCGGCCGUCAACGCGCUCAAGGCCAUGCUCGCGGAACUGCACGCGCGCGGCCGUCCGCUGCGUGAGCUGCAGAUCGACGAGCCGCAGGGCGCGGCCUUUCCGCUGUCCCGUGCCGAAUGGGAGGAGCUGUGCGGGAUGGUGGGGACGUUGAUCCGGGACGGUCGAUCCUGGGAUGCGCUUGCGGAGAAGAGGAAGCUCGGACGGCUCGUCGCGGAGCGGGAUCAGUUCAUGGCGGAGCUGGACCGAGAAAUUGCUGCUGGUGACUUUGAAGAUGACAGCCUGUGAUCGAGAGAGAGAGCGUUCGAGAGAGUGAGAGGUGCCCUGACAUUCUAGUUUCACAGGGAUCAGCGGUGGCCAGGCUUUGGACGAUCACUGUUUGCUACC